Gekko japonicus is the source of this 1859-nucleotide messenger RNA. It is a transcript of the gene FAM78A, whose product is annotated as family with sequence similarity 78 member A. NCBI's taxonomy places the organism in Eukaryota, Metazoa, Chordata, Lepidosauria, Squamata, Gekkonidae. The record is from RefSeq and is a predicted model, not a curated record. The transcript is spliced from 2 exons. The coding region runs from base 520 to 1437 and encodes 305 amino acids.
GGGAAGUUAUGAAUGACUGGAAGCCAGGAAGCUGAGUCUCCACGCGGACAGCGAGAAGCUGAGGGCAAAGGAAGAAAAGGGGAAGGGGGGGGGAAGAGAGUGGUGGAUCCCUUAUUCAUAUAAACUGUCGGCGUCCUGCUUUAAAAGGAAGAUUUUUUUAAAGAAUCCAAAGAAAAUUCAAGGGAAUACAAGGCCAGUUUUUGUUUGGGAGUAAACAGCGGAUUGCGAUUUUUUGGGAAGGAAGGGAAGUUUGGCUCGUGUUGUCAGAGAAAACGAGCAAGACCGCGCCACGUGGUAAUUAUUUAUUGAACUCCGGCCUUUCCCCUUUUAUAUCAAAGUUUCCCUCCUCCAAGAAUAUUUGAGAGACUUUUUCAACUGUCCCGACCGGGAGAGUUGGAUAAAAAAAGAGGCACCUACAAGUUUAGCUUGGUGGAAUCCGCCCACUGGGCAGCCCUUCUGCCUGCAUUCAGGUCAAAUCAGCACCCCUGAAAACUUUCUCCAGGAUGCAUUUUCUAUCCUAUGGAUAUCGGUUUGGAGAGGCCAGAUGAAGGGGAUCUGAGGCUGCCGCCGUGCCGCCCCAGGUCCAUGCCUGCCCCCCCUCAGGACUGCUGGAGUGUUUUGGGGAUUGUCCUGGUGUUGGGGGCCAUGGGUUGCAUCCAGAGCAUUAGCUGCAAAGCCAAAGGCAUUCGGGAGAGUAUCUCCGUCGUCGACGUCAAAGCCUCCAUCGACCCCGUCCCCACCAACAUCGACGAGUCGUCCAGCGUGGUUCUGAGGUACCGGACGCCCCAUUUCCGGGCCUCGGCUCAGGUGCUGAUGCCGCCGAUCCUCAAGAAAGAGACCUGGAUCGUGGGCUGGAUCCAGGCGUGUAACCACAUGGAGUUCUACAAUUACUACGGGGAGCACGGAAUGUCCAGCUGGGAAUUACCGGAUCUCCUGGAAGGCAAAAUCCAAGCGAUCAGCGACUCUGACGGUGUAAACUACCCGUGGUACGGGAACACCACGGAAACCUGCACCAUCAUUGGCCCCACGAAGAAGGAAGCCAAGUUCAGCGUUAGCAUGAACGACAAUUUCUACCCCAGCGUCACGUGGGCGGUGCCGGUGAGCGAGAGCAGCGUGGCCAAGCUCACCCACAUCCACCGGGAUCAGAGCUUCACCACGUGGCUGGUGGCCACCAACACGACCACCAGCGAGAUGGUGACCCUGCAGACCAUCAAGUGGCGCAUGAAACUGGGCAUCGAAGUAACCCCCUGCAAACCCCUGGGACAGCGUGCCAAGCUGCGGGAGCCCUCUGCUCAAGAGCAGCCGCAGAUCCUCAAUAAGAACGAGCCAAUACCAACGAGUGCCCUUGUGAAGCCCAAUGCCAACGAUGCCCAGGUACUUAUGUGGAGGCCCACCGACGGGCCGCCUCUAGUGGUGAUACCUCCAAAGUAUCGGUAAUGAGAACUCAAGUGUCCCCGCGGCACGGAACGGCGAGGGGGACAGAGGAGGAGAAAAGCCACUUAGCGUUUAAGAAAACAUAUAUUUAAGUAAAAACAGAGAUGCACUUUUUUAUUCAUUUGACAAAGAGAAAACAAAAUGCAACCAUUCUACCUUCUCCCAUCGGAACGGAUCUCACUGUGCUACAGAAGCGCCAAGGAAGGGACUCCCCUCCGAUUGUAAGGGUGCGAGGGGGGCGGGGUCAUCCAACAUCAUCGGAAUUUCUAAGGGUGGGAACACACGACGCACUUAUUCCCAGCUCUGUAAAAGUUUCUUUUUCUUCCUUCGGUGGUUGUUUGAUGUUUAAUCUCAUUUAACUUAGUUUGGGUCAUGAGAGAGAGACAGAGAGAGAGACAGAGAGAUGUGGGAAAUUUUAUUUUAAG